AUGCCUUCAAUUUAUGCACGCAAGUCGACGACUGCAGUUGACGUAUGCGAUAUAGAAAAUCACAUGUUCACUAACGAGCCCGGUCGCACUUAUCAUAGGGCCAUGUUUUAUGGUACUUCAUGUGAUGAAGCGCUCUUGACGUAUGUUCCUGAAGAUGUGGAUGGUGUUAUCCGCGCGCAUAUGUGGAUAGGCGGUGCUCAUUAUUCGUCGUAUCAUGGUUUGCAUCCUCGUGCAGUAUCUGUUGGCGGUUUCCCCGGUUCCUGUUAUAGCAUCUUUCGCGAUGCGUAUAGCGUCAUUUUCUUUGAUCGGAAUCCUUCUCUGCCUGUCAAUCGCGCGCUUUCUUGUUCCGCUGAUGCACUCACUCCGUGGUAUGGUGACAUCCUGGUUGUCAAACAUGUAGGUCACAAUCAUCAGGCGUUGCAAUCCAUCUCGUUUGAGGAAAAGGCUCUCAUAGACGCCUUUCUGUCAAGCACUUCCAUGUACCUCAUCAACCGUCUUUCACUCGCCUCUUUGGUUGGGUCAGUUCCACUCCUCAUGUACCACUAUAAUGUUCUUCCCAAUUCUUCAGCUUCUACGUCCCACUUUGAUGCCCGUGGAUCAAAAUCUUCUCCGUUUUUGACGAUGGACAGUUCUCCCCAUGGACACAGUCUUUUGCUGAAGAUUUCUAGCAUGACAGGAUGA
Molecule: messenger RNA, 681 nt
Organism: Suillus subalutaceus
Lineage: Eukaryota; Fungi; Basidiomycota; Agaricomycetes; Boletales; Suillaceae
Exons: 3
Coding region: 1-681 (226 amino acids)
Source: RefSeq, a predicted model, not a curated record